Molecule: messenger RNA, 2734 nt
Organism: Phyllotreta striolata
Lineage: Eukaryota; Metazoa; Arthropoda; Insecta; Coleoptera; Chrysomelidae
Source: the annotation of a GenBank genome assembly
ACUCCGGGUAUACUCGUACAAAUUUUUUUCAGUACUCCACAAGACUCAGACCCGCCGCUACUACACAACUCCACUCGACAUCGACAGACCUCUUUCGUUUUCAGUUUACCGUGCGUUUACUUGUUUUUGUUGUAUUAUUUGUCCGUACAAGUUCAGUUUCGGUUUCGCUUCAGUUCGAAUCGAACGGGCGUCGCGCCCGGUCAGGACUUGCUGGGGCCGAGCCAGGCGAAGCGCGCGCGAAUGUGCGAUAGAAUUCGAAAAAGGGGACUCCACUACAUGGCAAUUUGAAAUUCCGGAGACCGGAUCAGAAUGGACCAGGCCGGGCCGGCGGGCUUCUCCAAGCCGAAAUUGAAGGUGAGCGCCAACAAGAGGCCGGAUUCGCUCAAAUUGGAGCUGUUGAGUAUACCGGAGAAUACGUUUGUCAAUCGAUUUGCCAACGGGAACGAGACGAGCAAGUUGGUCAACGUCGGGUUUAGGAAUAUUAGUUAUAAUGUUACCGAAGGGGUGUUCAGGAAAAAAAAUCGUGUGAUAUUAGAUCGAAUAAGUGGUGAUUUUACGGGCGGAGAACUGACUGCAAUCAUGGGACCUUCCGGAUCCGGAAAAUCGAUAUUACUGAACAUUUUGGCUGGAUACACGACGAAGGGGGUCGAAGGGGACAAAUUAGUAAACGACCAGUUAAGAAACGAAGCCGUAUUUCGCAGGAGGUCCUGCUACAUAAUGCAGGACGAUGAUCUGCAGCCGCUGCUCACCGUCUCCGAAGCCAUGAGCAUAGCUGCUAGUCUAAAAAUGACCUCAAAAUACACCCAAAUGGAAAAAAAAUCUCGGAUAAGAGACAUCCUGGAUUCGAUGGGUUUGUGGCACCAUCGCAAGACCCGCACGAGCGCCCUAUCCGGAGGAGAGAAAAAAAGACUAUCCGUAGCGUUAGAGCUGCUCAAAAAUCCCGACAUCAUGUUCUUCGACGAACCCACCAGCGGUUUGGACAGCGUGGCUUCGAAGCAAUGCGUGUUGCUGCUGAAGCAAAUGGCCAUAUCCGGCAAAACGAUCAUCUGCUCGAUACACCAGCCGAGCGCGCCGAUUUUCGAAAUUUUCGACCACCUCUACCUCAUCGGCAACACCAAGUGCUUGUACCAAGGCAGCGUCAAAGGCGUCCUGCCCUACUUGGAGCAAUGCGAUCUCAAGUGCCCGACCUAUCACAACCCGGCCGAUUACCUGCUAGAAGUGGCCAGCGGCGAGUACGGCGAUUACGCCGGCAUCCUGGCGGAGAAAUCGGAGAACGGGAUGAACCCCGAAUGGCGGAAGACGCAGAGGAGCUCCUUGCAAAUGGAAUCUCUCGAGCAUAUCGGAAGAUUGAUGCAAUCCGGGAUAAUGACGCCGGUUCGGGCGCCGCCGAUAUUCUUCUCGAGAACCCCGAUCUGUGAUAAAAGCUUCAAUUACUCUUACAUGCACAACUAUCGAGGCUCCUAUCCGGCUUCGUUUCUCACACAGCUCACCGUUCUGAUCAGAAGGACCUUUCUGAUCAUCACCAGGGAUAGAACGUUGACCUUAUCCAGAUUCGCCACGCACAUUACCAUAGCCCUUUUCAUAGGCUUCCUGUAUUUCGGGAUAGGCGUCGACGCGUCCAACAUGACGAACAAUUCCAAUUACAUGUUCUUCUCCGAGAUGUUUCUAAUGAUGACUGCCUUCAAUUCCGUACUUACUACUUUUCCUUCCGAGUUGCCUAUUAUAACCAGAGAACAUUUCAAUAAGUGGUACUCGUUGAAAUCCUAUUAUUUGGCCAUAUCGAUAGCGGACAUUCCUGUACAAAUGGCUGCUACGACGUGUUACGGUUUGCUAACGUAUUUCAUGACCCAACAGCCUAUCGAAGGCUACAGAAUAGGUUUAUUCCUGCUGAUGUGCAUGCUUAUAGCCGUCGUAUCGCAAAGUUUCGGACUUCUAAUCGGGGCUACGAUGAGCUUGAACAGCGGUGUGAUCUUCGGUCCGUUCUGUUUUCUACCGUUCACGAUCUUCUCCGGAUUCUUCGUGCAAUUGAACUCGUCCCAUCCGGCGUUCCGUUGGAUCUUCCACGUGUCGUUCCUGAAGUACGGCUUCGAAGGGCUGCUGCUGUCGGUGCUGGGCUACGAUAGGGAGAAGUUGCCGUGCGAUAUCGAAGAUUAUUGCCACUAUACGAGCCCGAAGCGGUUCCUGAGCGAUUUGGACAUGGAGUAUUCGACGUAUUCGUUGGCUGUGAUAUUUUUGGUGGGCCUGUCGGUGGUGCUGAGGCUGGUGGCCUUCGUGGCGUUGAAUUUUAAGGUGAAGAACAGCAGACAGCACCGGUGAGGGGGAAUGUGUUUUGAUAGUCGUUACGAAUAAUAUGUUAUUUUUUUACUAUUUUUUUUUUUAAUUUUUUUUUUCACUCAGAGGAAAUGUGUUCUUAUGUUUUAGUGUACGUUGUAAUUAAGUGUUUUAGUUACAAGCAAAUUAUAUUAAUCAGUGCUCAAAUAUAUUGUUAAUUGGGUUUUUUUUAUAAUUUGUAUUUGCAAUUAUUAAGAAUAAUUAUAGUGUUUUAUUUAUCGAUAAAUGACAUUUUAAUUACGGCUCGAAAACAUUACCAGAUAGGUAAUUUAGAAUUUAUGUAUAAUUUGUAAAAUGAGCCUGCAUAAAAAAAACAAUAGUCGAUUUAUACUUUACGUUUUAUGAAUAUGUGCCUUAUUUACCAAAAAAUAUGUGAUGGUUUUAUUUAAUACAUAAAGGUUAG